AUGGCAGGCAAUGCGGCCAUGAAGAAGACGCCGCUCUAUAAGGACAAGUUUGUGGAGAUCUACUCUGACCACAUGGACAAGAGGGUCGAGAUCCCUUCGCGCUCGGGCGAAGUCAGCUUCGCCACCGACCGGGAUCUGGACUUCACCUUCCUGGACUUGAAAGUCUGGGGCAUGGCGCCGAACAGUGCUUCUGGGACAUAUGUAUAUACAUAUAAUAUAUAUAUAUAUAUAACAUAA
Messenger RNA from Symbiodinium natans, 237 nucleotides. The record is from the annotation of a GenBank genome assembly. NCBI's taxonomy places the organism in Eukaryota, Dinophyceae, Suessiales, Symbiodiniaceae.